UCACGCCGGAGUAAUGUCAUUGAGCCAUUCAAGCAGGAUGAAGAAGCGUCUAAGGGCUUCUUGUGAUCCCUGCAGAGUUCAAAAACUCGCAUGCGAUCAUGUGCAGCCAGUCUGCUCUCGCUGUGAGCGAAAGGGGAACGCUGCUGCAUGUUUCUAUCGCGAGAACCCCUUCAAGCGCUCGAGGCCUUCAGUCGCUUCUCAGUCGCCGAGGAGCCAGGUGCUGUCUCCUCCAACCGUGCCCUUAUCCUCUCCAGCACAAGCCCGGCUAUAUCCCAACCCAGGCUUCCUCGGGUCGUCGUCUUUUGAGGCGGUCGUACACGAACUUAAUGAUGAGAAUCAACAAUGCAUAACUGCACCUCUAGGCUCUGAAAACACAAGUCUAGCCAGAGAAGUUGCCCGAUCCACCGCUCAAUUCACCCAGGAUCUUCAACGAAUACAAAAUGGGGCAGACGUGCUAACCCUUGCCUUAAACCUACGGAAGCUUAAUGCGACGAAAAUACUAUUUUCCGAAUGGGGAGGUCACAGCAGUGACCAGUUUCUAGGUUCCACAUGUGCAACUCUCUUCCAAGAGUCUUUCUCCGCCGAUAUGGCUGAGAUUGAGCAAAGCACCGAUCAAGUGAAUGGCGUCCUUUCCAUGUCUCGCAGGUUGUUUGAUAAUAGCACCAAGCCCUUCGACAUUAGUGAUUCAAUGAGUGUGAAGGAAUUCUAUUCUCUCUACACCGCAUCAAACUUGCGCUGGGAGACCAUUGGUAUAAUAAUAACAUUCAUUGGGAUGAUCGCGAUAGAAAACAGACACUGGCAAUCAAUCGAUUCCACAGAGGUAGAACGACAGCGCCUCAUUUCAAAACUGGUUGAGGCAAGCGAUACCUGCCUGCUAUUUUGCGAGACCUUCGACAACCUAAACGACAUGCACAUCACGCUGCUUCAUCUCAACUUCCUUCUACAUUCCAUGUUCGAUGGAGACCAAAGUUUCAAGACGUGGCGCCGGUUGCACGAUGCCAUCAGUGCGUUAUUUGCGCUUGGUCUCCACGAAGAGCUCGUCGAAGGCCCCAAAACACCCUUUUUUGUGGUCCAACUCCGAAAACGCAUAUUUGCGAGGAUAUAUGGAGCGGAUAUAAGCUUCGCGACGUUUUUAGGCCGCCCGCCGAGAAUAAGCAAACGCUUCUGCUGUAUUCACGUUCCGCUUGAUCUGGAAGAGGAAGUAUAUGAGUACGGAAGAGAAGAAAUAAUCACUGAGAUGCAGCAGAUUGACAGCAAUGGUUGGAAUACCAAAGGAGAGAUUAGGAAACAUGCGGGUCGACGAUGGUCAAUGAUACUCGCAACAAUUACAGAGGAUAUUUUAGAAGUCCUGCUAGGUCGGCACCCGACAAACGUGCCCGAUACUAUAUCCAGGAUUAGAGUAGAGUGUGAAGCGGCUUGGGAUUCUCUACCAGCCAUGCUCAAGAGUCCGAGAGAAUCUUUAUGGCACAGCGGCUAUUCACCCAAACAGCUUGAUACUCUGAUCUUAGUCAAGCUCUUCUACCUUCAUACUUUAUUCCUGGCGGAGAGAGCUCUUUCACGUCAUACUCGGGAGAUCAGUUUGGGCUCCCUGUCAACUGCCUAUGAGAUGCUUUGCUGGGUGAAUGAUGCAAUGAUACGGAGAGACAGGUUAUCAACAUUUGCGCACACUUCGUUAGCUUGGAGAGUAGCAUCUUUUGCUCUCCCCGCCGCCGGUGUCCUUGCGCUGAAUCUUCUGCGCCACGCCAGCAAUAGUUUCCUUCAACGACAUGAAGCUGUGUCCCGAAUGCAGAUUAUAGAAGGGCUUUCCGUACUCACAGCACACCUCGAUGUUUUGUUUGAGCCCGGUGAUGGGAAUUAUCAGCUAUUCUGUGAGGCUAAACGUGUACUACAGUCAAUCCUAGAGAUCGCGAUCACGCCAGCUGCGCAGAGGCAGGUUGAUGGCCCCUUUUCUGAUUCUGCUGUGGGAUUCAGUGAGGCGGACUGGGAAAGUUUUGACCAGUGGGGAUUCGAUAGCGAUUUCUGGUCAAAUCUUGGGGAUCACCCGCUGCUCGCUUCUGAGAUGUACGAUGGGUAGAAUGAAUGGAAAGAGGCUAGAUGGCUUUGUUGUGUUGAUAUCUGUGCUGUUUCGUUUACGCUGAAAAUUGGUUGAAGUAUGUGAGAAAUACGCUCAGCUUUAAUAAUAGUUAUAAUACCCACUAUUAUUAUAUAUUGUUGAUAUUUAUUUUUUACCUGCAUUCUAAUUUUUUUUAGUUAGAGGCAAGAUAGAAUUAAACUUGAUCUAUUCAACUGCUUCACUAAACUGCUUACAGCUGCUACGGGGUG
Pseudogymnoascus verrucosus is the source of this 2322-nucleotide messenger RNA. RefSeq lists its product as uncharacterized. The transcript is spliced from 7 exons. The record is from RefSeq and is a predicted model, not a curated record. Gene Ontology annotation, cellular component: nucleus. The coding region runs from base 14 to 2074 and encodes 686 amino acids. Gene Ontology annotation, biological process: regulation of DNA-templated transcription. Gene Ontology annotation, molecular function: DNA-binding transcription factor activity, RNA polymerase II-specific; zinc ion binding. NCBI's taxonomy places the organism in Eukaryota, Fungi, Ascomycota, Leotiomycetes, Thelebolales, Thelebolaceae.